This is a messenger RNA of Prunus armeniaca (apricot), 1008 nucleotides long. NCBI's taxonomy places the organism in Eukaryota, Viridiplantae, Streptophyta, Magnoliopsida, Rosales, Rosaceae. The record is from the annotation of a GenBank genome assembly.
AUGUUGGAUUGUGGAUGGCGGGGCCACAUUCACAUUUCUCAUUCACCUCUUACACAUAAUCACACUACGCGUCAUCAUGAAUUUGUGGGCUUGCCCAAUGAAGAACAGGCAGAAAUCCACAACAUUGGGUCUAUUAAAUUAACAAAAGACUUGUCUCUUGAUGAAGUUCUUCAUGUUCCCAAAUUUCAUGUCAACUUGCUAUCUGACGUGGAUACGAAGAAGACGAUUGGCUUGGGCAAGCAUUUUGAUGGGCUUUACUACCUCACACCUGCCCAAAAUCCUCACCUCAUUAGUCAUGUUCGCCGCACCUCAGAUCUUUGGCAUCAACGUCUAGGACACCCGUCACCUGCUCCUCUUCAGUCUCUGUCAAAGAAUAUUCCUGAAAUAAUCCUGCCGAUCCCUCACCGAUCCGAGCCUAUCAAACGACCUAUCACUCAUUUUCAAGAGUAUCAAGCUCAUCACACUGUCUUGCUCGCGCCCGACGUUGUCUCUUCAUCCACGUCUGGAACCAGGUACCUUCUUCAUAAGCACAUCUCUUACUCUGGGUUAUCUUCCAAUUAUCGAAAUUUUGUGUGCAAUGUCUCUCACUUGGUCGAGCCCACUAAUUAUGAACAUGCAUGUCGUGAUCCCAAAUGGGUUGCUGCUAUGCAAUCUGAACUACAAGCUCUUGAUGCCAAUCACACUUGGUCUUUGGUCCCUCUUCCUUCUGGCCAUCGCCCAAUUGGCUGCAAGUGGAUAUUUCGAAUUAAAUAUCACUUUGAUGGCACCGUUGAUCGUUACAAGGCCCGCCUUGUUGCCAAAGGGUUCAACCAACGCGAGGGUAUUGAUUUCCACGACACUUUUGCCCUUGUUGCGAAAUUAAUCACUGUUAGUUGCUUGUUGUCUAUUGCUGAUGUUCGUCACUGGCCUCUACAUCAAAUGGAUGUCCAGAACACCUUUCUUCAUGGCAAUCUCCAAGAGGAGGUUUACAUGUUACCCCCGCCUGGUUCUCGUCGACAAGGGGAGUAG